This is a messenger RNA of Magallana angulata, 1332 nucleotides long. Its product is annotated as eukaryotic translation initiation factor 5A-1-like. Gene Ontology annotation, molecular function: RNA binding; ribosome binding; translation elongation factor activity. The transcript is spliced from 6 exons. NCBI's taxonomy places the organism in Eukaryota, Metazoa, Mollusca, Bivalvia, Ostreida, Ostreidae. Gene Ontology annotation, biological process: positive regulation of translational termination; positive regulation of translational elongation. The record is from RefSeq and is a predicted model, not a curated record. Bases 1 to 591 code for a protein of 196 amino acids.
AUGACAAAACAACAUGUUACCGUAUUUCUUAAUUUCGACGUGGAGCGCAUGCGUAAGAUAAUCUCUCUUUUUGGGGUUACCGACGAACAGUCAACACGUGACAAGAAUUUAAAGAUGGCAGAUACGGACCAUUUAGAUGAUGAUUUUGCGAGUGUUGAUGCUGGUGCAUCCAAAACUAUACCUUGUCAGUGCUCAAGUCUUCGCAAAAAUGGAUAUGUCUGCAUUAAAAGCCGCCCAUGCAAAAUUGUUGAAAUGUCAACAUCCAAGACUGGAAAGCACGGUCAUGCCAAGGUCCACUUGGUUGGAAUUGAUAUUUUCACUGGUAAGAAGUAUGAAGAUAUAUGCCCCUCCACCCAUAACAUGAAUGUUCCUCUUGUUGACCGUAGAGAUUUCCAGCUUAUUGAUGUUCUGGAUGAUGGUACCAUCUCUGUCAUGGAUGACAACGGUGAUACCAGAGAGGAUUUGAACCUCCCCCCUGGAGAUUUGGGCAAGGAUAUCAAGGACCGAUUUGAAAAAGGAGAAACCAUCGCUGUGACUGUUUUAAAUUCCAUGGGUGAGGAACAAAUCACUGGUGUUAAAAACCUGUCCUAAGAAGGAUAUUCAAAGAAAUAGCUAACACAAGAACUUUAAAACAAAAGAAAUUUAUUUAAAAUUUGUCAUCAGUAAUGGCUAGGUACCAUCAAACCCCAUAAUGAUUAGAGAACUGGUGGAGAUUACAGGGGGAGAGGAGGAGUUGCCCUUAUUAACAUCUAUGCUUCUGUUCUUGGAGACACUUCUGAAAAUAUAUUGGUGUUUCCUCUGCUGAAUUUGAGAAGUUGAUCAAGGAUUCAAGAUCUUCUGUGUUUCAGAGACAUGACUUCAAGCAAGAUAAAAAUUGUAUCGAAAAUAAAUGUAUUUAGGUUUUAAUCAUUUAUUUGACCCUAAUUAAGAUUUUAAAGAUACAUUUGAAGUGUAUAUAUUGGGGUUGUAAUUUUGACUAAUGUUGAUAAACAUUUCUUUAUUUGUGUACAUGUGUGAGUAUCUAGCCAUGAAUACAUCCAAGUGCUAUUUAGUUUUGUUAUUCUUUAUUAUUUUGUAAUUUACUGCUAUUUAAAAUGUAUCAUUGGGGACAGUAUUGCAUACUCCAAUUUGUUAUUCAACAAUGAAUAGUCUUAUACCUGUAUUAUUUUUAAUUCAUAGGCAGAAUAGCUUUUUUGUGAUGGUAUUAAAUUUCUAUCAAUUUAAGAAUGAUUUUCAGAAAACCCAUGUAAUGUGCUUAAGUAUCAAUUUUCUUCUUGAACCAUACACAUAAGUAAAACUGUUUUUGCAAUAAAUUCUUUCCUGUUACUAGAA